Lathyrus oleraceus (garden pea) is the source of this 2032-nucleotide messenger RNA. RefSeq names its product protein WHAT'S THIS FACTOR 1 homolog, chloroplastic. The transcript has a single exon. The coding region runs from base 176 to 1768 and encodes 530 amino acids. NCBI's taxonomy places the organism in Eukaryota, Viridiplantae, Streptophyta, Magnoliopsida, Fabales, Fabaceae. The record is from RefSeq and is a predicted model, not a curated record. Gene Ontology annotation, molecular function: RNA binding.
GAAAAAAUAAAAGCGAAGAGAUAAUAAUAUCUAGUGUAAGAGGGUUUUGGUUGGGGGUUUGCAAAUUGCAACUGCACCUUGAAGUUGAAGUGUCUUCUUCUUUACACACACAAUCUGGUAAUCUAUUUUCCUUUUCGCUUAAUCUUAAUUCCUUGCUUUUAUCUCAACAAAAACGAUGGAACCUAAACAAUUAUCCCUUACUUCACCCAAACUCUCUUUUUUAUCAUCUUCUUCUACCCCUUUAUCAUUUUUCGUCUCAAACAAACUUCAAUUUCUGAAAAAACCUAAUCUUUCCGUUAAACUCAAUUGUUCCCUUCAAAAAUCCCAAUUUUUGGGAACCAAUUUAGGUUUGUUUGUUCCAUCUGAGUCAUCACAUGUUGGUAGACCUAGGUUUCAAAUUGGGCCGAUUAGAGCUGCUGUGAAGAGAAGAAAAGAGAUGCCUUUUGAUAAUGUGAUUCAGAAAGACAAGAAGCUUAAAUUCGUUCUCAAGGUGAGGAAAUUACUAGUCACUCAACCUAAUAAGGUUAUGUCUCUUCAGGAAUUAGGUAAGCAUAAAAGGGAAUUAGGGUUAGAUAAAAAGAGGAGAUUGAUUGCAGUUUUGAAGAGAUUUCCUGGUGUUUUUGAGAUUAUGGAAGAAGGGUGUUUUUCUCUUAAGUUCAAAAUGACUUCUGAGGCUGAAAGGCUUUAUCUUGAGGAGUUGAGGGUUAGGAAUGAAAUGGAAGAUAUUGUAGUUACCAAGCUUAGGAAAUUGUUGAUGAUGUCUUUGGAAAAGAGGAUUUUGAUAGAGAAAAUUGCUCAUUUGGCGGCUGAUUUGGGACUUUCGAGAGAAUUCCGCGACACGGUUUGUCAGAGGUAUCCGGAGUUUUUCAAAGUUGUUGAGACGGAAAGAGGUCACGCGCUUGAAUUAACACAUUGGGAUCCUCAGCUUGCGGUUUCUGCGGCCGAGCUAUCUGCGGAAGAUAAUCAAAUUAGAGAAAUGAAAGAGCAGAAUUUGAUUAUAGAUAGGGCUCCCAAGUUCAAUAGAGUAAAGCUUCCUAAGGGUCUUAAUCUUUCAAAAGGUGAGAUGAGGAAGAUAAUGCAGUUUAGAGACAUUCCUUACAUAUCGCCAUACUCGGAUUUCUCAAUGCUUGGUUCGGGAACGCCGGAGAAAGAGAAGCAUGCUUGUGGAGUUAUUCAUGAGGUUUUGAGUCUCACGCUUGAGAAGCGGACUCUUGUUGACCACUUGACCCAUUUCCGUGAAGAGUUUAGAUUCUCUCAGCAAUUGAGAGGGAUGUUGAUAAGACAUCCCGAUAUGUUUUAUAUCUCUUUGAAAGGAGACAGGGACUCUGUGUUUCUUAGGGAAGCAUAUCGAGAUUCUCAGUUGGUAGACAAGGACAGAUUGUUACUUAUAAAGGAGAAACUUCGCUCUCUGGUUGAUACUCCACGAUUUCGUAAAGGUAGAGGUGCUGCCCACACUAGAAUUGGAGAUGACACAGAAGAGAAUGAUAUUGAUAACAGACAAGAUGAAAGUGGUGAUGAGGAACAAGAAUGGUCAGAAGGUGAUGACUUAAACAGUGACAGUGACAGUGACGAUGAUGAUGAUAAUGAUGAUGACUGGAUUGAUGAAGAAGAUGACGAUGAGACACCGCCAGAUUUUGAUGAGGAGGACGCUGAAACAUUGGAGAUUGAAAAGAGAAAGACAAUUACACGCGUUCAAGACACAAGACAGAAUAAUGAAAGGGUCCUUGCUCCAUCAUUCCCUGAUGGUCGGCCCAGAGAACGGUGGUAAUCUUGAAAAAUCUUUUCAAGUCCGUGCUCGGAGUUUUUCUUGAAAGAAAGCAUUAGGCCGAUGGUAUUUAGGGAGUGAGUUUGGCUCCACUAUCUAGGAAGAAUAUAGCAUCCUUCUUUGAACAUCCAUGGUUCUUGAAUUUUCUAUGUAAACAACAAAGUAGAUAUUAUGUCCAAAUCAUAACAAAAUGUCCAACUGAUUUAGAUGACUAUAUUUGUUGCUGCAUAUCUUCUUUAUAUAGAUUUCUCAUGGUUGAAACAUUUA